This is a messenger RNA of Chlorella variabilis, 1020 nucleotides long. RefSeq lists its product as hypothetical. NCBI's taxonomy places the organism in Eukaryota, Viridiplantae, Chlorophyta, Trebouxiophyceae, Chlorellales, Chlorellaceae. The coding region runs from base 1 to 1020 and encodes 339 amino acids. The transcript has 4 exons. Gene Ontology annotation, cellular component: membrane. Gene Ontology annotation, biological process: cytochrome complex assembly. The record is from RefSeq and is a predicted model, not a curated record.
AUGGCUGCUGCAUACGCCUGCUCAGCGUGCCAUCGGCUGGCCCGCGGGUGCGCUCCCUGCGGGUGGCAAUCUCCGCGCACACCAGCAGGUCGGCGCUCCCCUCGCUCCUACGUAACCUCGGCAAUCAGUGCGCAGCUGCUGCUGGAUGCCCCGACGGUGCAGGCCUCGACCGCUCUGGCAGCAGCGGCGGCGGGUCCAGCCGCCGCCGCUUCCGCCGCUCAGCCGCUGUUCCAGCUGUCGGCGGCGGGCCUGUUUGAGCUUGUCAACCAAGCCAACGACCUGGUAGCCCAGCAGCUCACCGGACUGACGCCCAUCAGCUUUGCCAUCGUGCUGGGGGCCGGCCUGCUGACGAGCCUGUCGCCCUGCACCCUCAGCGUGCUGCCACUCACCAUUGGCUACAUUGGAGGCUACUCUGGCGGCAGCAGCGGCAGCAGCAGCAGCAGCAGCAGCAGCGGCGGCGGCGGCGGCAGCAGUAGCAGCGGGUCUGACAGCAGCCUGCUGCUAAGGGCGGGGGCAUUCUCAGCCGGGCUGGCCACCACCCUGGCGGCGCUGGGGGUGGCGUCAUCACUCCUCGGCGGCGCAUACGGCCAGAUUGGGGACGGGCUGCCUAUCGCGGUCAGCGUGGUGGCUGUGGCCAUGGGUUUGAACCUGCUGGAGGUCCUGCCGCUGCGCCUGCCCUCCCUGGACCUGGAUGUGCGGCAGCUGGCGGUACCGCCCGCGGUACAGGCCUACCUGGCAGGCAUGACCUUUGCCCUGGCGGCCAGCCCCUGCAGCACACCCAUCCUGGCCACCCUGCUGGCCUAUGUCAGCACCACCAGGGACCCAGUGACCGGCGGCGCGCUGCUGUUUGCCUACACGCUGGGCUACGUGGCGCCGCUGCUGGCAGCCGCGCUGUUCACAGGAGCCCUGCAGCGCAUCCUGUCGGUGCGCCAGUGGAGCGCGUGGAUCAUGCCGGCCAGCGGCGUGCUGCUGCUGGCCGGGGGGACCUACGGCCUGCUCACGCGUCUGGUCCCAGCCUGA